AUGCCUUCCGCCAAGUUCAUCUCCCUCCUCGCCCUCUCCCUCAUCACCGCGCCUCUCGCCAAUGCCUACCCCAUCACCGGCGACGUCGUGAACUGUCGCUCCGGUCCUGGUACCAGCUACGACGUAGUCAAGUCCUACAAACUGGGCUCCGACGUCUCAAUUACGUGCCAAGCAUCCGGCACAGACGUCAAGGGCGACUCAGUCUGGGACAAGACUUCCGACGGCUGCUACGUCGCCGAUUACUACGUGAAGACCGGCAGCAGCAGCUACGUUACCACGAAGUGCGGCAAUGGCGGUGGUGAUGGCGGUAGCUCGGGUGGAAAUCUGCCCGGCCUCACCUCGACCCAGUCGAAGCAUGCGAAGGAUAUCAUUGCCGAGGCGAAGAGUGAGGAUCUUGGGCGUCAGGGAUGCACGGCUGGUAUUGCGACUGCGAUUGUCGAGUCAAAUAUCCUCAUCUACGCGAAUAGCGGCGUCCCCGAGUCCCUGAAAUACCCGCACGACGCGGUAGGCUCGGACCACGAUAGCGUCGGUAUCUUCCAGCAGCGCGCGAUGUUCUAUAAGGACAUUGCGGCUGAUAUGGAUGCGGGUAAGUCUGCUGGGCAAUUCUUCAAGAAAAUGAAGGGUAUCAGUGGGUGGAAGAGUAUGGAUGUUGGGACUUUGUGCCAGAAGGUUCAGGGUUCUGCUUAUCCUUCUCGGUACGCUAAGCAGGUAUCGAAGGCUGAGAAGAUUUGUAAGGCUGGUGGGCUUUGA
Penicillium manginii is the source of this 750-nucleotide messenger RNA. RefSeq lists its product as uncharacterized. The transcript is spliced from 2 exons. The coding region runs from base 1 to 750 and encodes 249 amino acids. The record is from RefSeq and is a predicted model, not a curated record. NCBI's taxonomy places the organism in Eukaryota, Fungi, Ascomycota, Eurotiomycetes, Eurotiales, Aspergillaceae.